AUGGCGAGCGACGGACCGCCGGUGCGGCGGUUGUUCAGGGACGUCGCGCGCGACGUCCUGGACGCCGCCGAGGAGAAGCGCCGGGCGCGAGGGGAGCACGGGUCGUUUUGGGACGUGGCCAAGGAGCUGCGAAAGCGAGCGACGCACGCGCGCGCGAGGGCGCGAGAGCGCGGCGCGAGGAGCGCGCGCGCGGUGAAAUCGCUGCCGGUGUUUUUCGAUAAGGAUGGACGCACGGGCGCGAGCGCGGUGUGGUGGAGGGACGCGUUCGCGGUGUCGGCGGCGCUCGACGGCGACGAAAGCAGAGCGGAGGAGGCGAGCGAGGCGAGCGACCUCGGACACGCCGCGCGAGCGACGUUGUUUUUCGCGCAGGACAUGAGUCGGGAGUUGUUGCUUGAUUUACACGUCGCGACGAGCUCGCUGAGCUUUUGGGAGGUGUUGAGAGAUCGACCGAGCGGGCAGGCGCGGUUUUUGCUGUUCAACACGGGGCCGAGUAAUUUCGUGGCGCUCGCGAGGGAAGGGACGUAUCGUUUAUGGUGUCACGCGCGCGCGGCGUUGAACGGGACGGACGCAAAGUUUGCGCUUCCGAGCGCGAGCGCGCGAGUGAUCAUCGAUGGGCGAGUGAACGCGUUGAAUGAGUUGCAGGUGAGCUUGGCCAGCGUCGUCGGCCGCGUGCAUCAUCACGCGGACACCGUCGCAAACGCGAGCGGGGAGAGUUCGUUGAGCGCGAGCAUGGGCGGUGAGUCGAGAGAGAUGACGCGGCAGGCGAUCAUCGAGGCCACGGAUGGCUUAUUAGAGUGUUUAGAACAAGUGAAAGAGUACGCGACGAAGUCGAGAGAAACCGUGGGAGACUUGGCAAAAGUGUCAAAUUCGUCGCGGCUCGCGGCGAGAGACUCGCCAAAGUUGUUAAAGUCUCUGCAUCGAUUGAGUCACGGUAAGCGGUUGCGAGAUAUGAUGCCCGAUUUGCCCGAGCCCACACCACGGUCGAGUACGCGAUCGAGUGGUGACUUUGAUCGCGAUCUGUCUCCGGGACCGACGCGUCCUUUGAGCCGCUUGCAGCGGUUGGCGAGCAUGGACUUGAGCAAGCAGCCCGAAGACGCCGCGGUCGCGCAUCGCUUCCGACAGCCUCUCGUCGUCAACGGUCGGCCACUUUCUCUGCCAAAGGUGAAUGAUACGAUUUGGCAGGCGUUGAAUCGCGUCGAGCAAGAGUGGUCGGAAGUUCGCGACUCAUCGCACGAUGCUUUGGAGGUUCACGCGAAGCCGUCGAAGCACGUCAGACGGUGGUUGCUGUACACGAUUGGCAGCGCGACGUUUGUGAUUUCGACGACGGUGAUGAUUCGUCACAGUCGCCUGUGUGGAAGCGAUGAUCUGGAUAACACGUUACACGCGGCGAAGGCUGCAUUCAUCACGUUCCUGAAGAUGCGCAUUCUCGAUCCCGUGAAAGAGUUGCGAGAUGAGCUCAAGGCGGCGUUUGUCUCAGAUCGCCCGGACGACGCGAUAGAGAGAUUGGAAGAAAGUAAGGCGUCUCUUGAUCGCAUGCUCGGUGAAUACACGAAACAAGCGUCGAGACCGGGUUACUCUGAAUCUCUCUAUCGCGCAUACAAGUCCGUGGGCGGCGGAAGCAAAGGUGAGGGCGAAGAAAAGGUCUUAGUCACCCCCGACCCGACGCGCCUCGUGACGGCUCGUGUCGAAGAAGAACUCAAGAGUCCGCUGACGAACAUGCUCGCAGGAGAUCUCAUGCAACUGCUUCUCCUACAAACGCAAGUCAUGAAAGUAGAGAUGGAAGGUGCGUUGAUGCAAAUGGAUCAACUCAUGCGGGCGAACCGCCUUAACUUUUCCCUCAUGGCUUGUUUUCCCGCGGCUCUCGGCAUGUACACCACGGUGCUCGCGAUGAAGGCGUCGCUCUCGCUCUCCGCUCAUCGUCGUCGCUCGAAACAUCGGGAAGAGAUGCGCAUGCUCCUUCACGAAGCCGAGCGCGCCUUAACCAGCUUAAAGAUCGCUGAGCGUCGAUCGGUGCAGCAAGGCAUGUUAAUUUACGCCUUGAAUUCAUUGUACCAGGCCAUUCAACGUCAUCAACAUCUCUUUUCGCGAGACGAGUGGCGUUCGGUGCGCAUCGACGUCUUGGAGCUCGCCGAUCCGAGCAUUCCCAUCGACAACAAGCUCGUCACGGUAGCUCGAUUAUCGCGCACCAAGGCGCUCAUUCCCGAGCCCCACCGCGUGGCCGGUAGACAUUUGUAG
Ostreococcus lucimarinus CCE9901 is the source of this 2235-nucleotide messenger RNA. RefSeq lists its product with no specific name. Bases 1 to 2235 code for a protein of 744 amino acids. Gene Ontology annotation, cellular component: mitochondrial outer membrane. Lineage: Eukaryota; Viridiplantae; Chlorophyta; Mamiellophyceae; Mamiellales; Bathycoccaceae. The record is from RefSeq and is a predicted model, not a curated record. The transcript has a single exon.